UGUAUGUGUUUACAAUCUUUCCUAACAAGCUUAAAUUCGCAGCUGCUGUUCCUCAUGAAACAAGUGUAGGCGAUACCGGCAAGAGAAAAUAAUGACAAAUGUAUUAUUUGCUACUACUCAUUUAGUACGAUAUAACAGAAUGUGUUUGUUUCGUACUUGUAGAACAGGCGGGGUAGCCAAAUAAUCUGUCGCAUCGUCAGGCCACCCACCCACCAUAUGCAGCAGUGAUUUUUAAGAAGUGGGACAAGCGAACAGAUGGCGCAUCUAGGCUGCGCGCGACAGGGACACCUACAGUGUUGAAACAGUGUUGGGUAUGAACAAGGCAGCUAGUAAAGGGGUGUUUUAUGUAGUCUACAUCUUUGCCAUUUCUGAGUGGAUUGGAUAAUAUUACAUCGCAGGAUUUCCUACUGCCUCUGAACCGUUGCUUGAGUUUACUUUGGCGCGGGUAUUGGAAAACACGCAGUGACAGGGCCAUCGCCACCGGUAGCUAUAAUCAGAGAGGGGAAGAGGCGAAGCGAAGCCUUUGCUAUAAUCUCCUAUUUGACGCCUCUCUCAGUUGGUAAACAAUGGUUGACAACCGUUAUGCCACGGCUUUGGUUAUCAGCUGUGUGCUCAGCGUGCUGGCUACGGUGUACCUGUCUGUAGCGGUUGGGACGCAGCACUGGUACCAGUACACCAGUCCCCCGGUGCGUGGCGAGGCCAACGUAUCCGAACUGCGGUCGCUGCAUGAUGAAUUCAUGGAAGGGGAAUUCGAUGAGAAGACCUACAGCGACACGCUCUUCCGUCUCAACGGGACCAUAGGCCUCUGGUGGCGCUGCGUUCUGGUACCAUCUCAUACCCACUGGUACAAGGAGUCAGAUCCAAAGAUGGUAAUGAAGUGUGUUAGCUUCACGUUAACACAGCAGUUUACCCCAAAGUACAAAGAGCCAGGGAACCACAACAGUGGAGAGGACAUGCUGCGGACCUACCUGUGGAGGUGCCAGUUCCUGCUGCCAAUAAUCUCCUUAGGUCUGGUGGUGCUGGCAGGCUUGAUAGGGUUCUGUGCCUGCCUCUGCCACAGUCUCACCCCCACCCUGGGCAUAGGAAUGCUCCACCUACUGGCUGGGCUGUGUACUCUAGCCACAGUCUGCUGUUACCUGGCAGGGAUGGAUCUCCUCCACAGGGUCUCUGUGCUGCCAGACAAGGUGGACGGCUCCCUGGGCUGGUCUCUCUACCUGGCCCUCAUCUCGUCCCCGCUGCACAUGAUGGCUGCCGCUCUUCUGGUGUGGGCGGCACGCAGCCACAGUCAGAACUACUACCGCAUGACUGCCUACAGGGUAGCAUAGAGACCAGGUCUGCUGGUGCCUGACUAUCUGUUUUAUAUAGGCACAUUUCCAAAUCAAAACCAUAACUCCAACCACAUGAUACUUGUUGAUCUUGAAAUAACUGAAUAAGAAUAUAGAAAAUGCUAAUCUUUGCCCUCUGAUAGGCUACUGGGAUUUUCACCCUAUUGCUUUCACACAGUUGCUUAUCCAAUCAUUUCAGAUCUAUAAAAGUGCCUAGUGUAGGGGUGAGGAGUUGACAUUGGGAAACAGAGUGACCCAGAACAAAAUGUACCAUUGGUUAGACCAACAAGCAUAUAAUUGUUUAUAAUAGACUUUCCAAACCGUAACCAGCCACAGUCAGAGCUGCUUUCAGUCGACUCUCAUAUGCACUAGCAAGAAAUAUUAUUGGCCCAUGUUUGGAAAAUCAAACCGUUCUGUAAGAAAUAUGUUUAUGGCGAUUGAAGUUUAGUCCAAACAUUUGAGUACAGUACCAGUCAAAAGUUUGGUCACAUCGACUCAUUCCAGGGUUUUCUUAUUCUACAUUGUAGAAAAA
This is a messenger RNA of Salvelinus namaycush (lake trout), 1857 nucleotides long. Its product is annotated as claudin domain-containing protein 1-like. Gene Ontology annotation, cellular component: membrane. The coding region runs from base 567 to 1325 and encodes 252 amino acids. The transcript has 4 exons. Lineage: Eukaryota; Metazoa; Chordata; Actinopteri; Salmoniformes; Salmonidae. The record is from RefSeq and is a predicted model, not a curated record.